This is a messenger RNA of Chironomus riparius, 582 nucleotides long. Lineage: Eukaryota; Metazoa; Arthropoda; Insecta; Diptera; Chironomidae. The record is from the annotation of a GenBank genome assembly.
AUGAAAAGCUUUAUUGUUGGAUUUCUGAUCCUGUCAUUUGUUGCUGCAGCAUUUGGCAUGUUUGAAGCUGUUUUAUCGCACAACGAAAUUGUCAUUAAGAACAGCCCAGUUUUUAAUGCUGAUGGUUUAAAAGUCAAAAGAUUUAACAGAACAACUUUUGUGCUUGAUGGAAGCGUUGAAUUGAAUGUUGAGUCAGGGAUUGAUGACUGGGAUGCUCAGUGCUUAGUUUAUAAGAAAAUGGGAAAUGAAUACAAGUUACUUCCAUACAAACUUGGACCAACAAAUGUUUGUAGUAUGCUGAAAGACGAGAAAAUGAUUUAUCCUGAUGUUGUAGCACAUGGCGAAAAUUUCCCAACGCUUGGCACUUGUGACUUUAAAACAGGUACCUUAUUGGUUAAAGAUUAUUUACCUGACUUGAGCAAAGUGCCUCCAGUUUUUGAAAGUGGAGAUUAUCAGUUGGAAUGCAAUGUACUUAAAGGCAGUGAAAUCAUCCAAGGACUUAAAUUUUUUGGACAAAUUUACAAUAUUAAGGAUGCAGGAAAACCUAAAAUGAGCGGGAUUCCAGGCAAGCCUAAGAAGUGA